Molecule: messenger RNA, 8712 nt
Organism: Bactrocera neohumeralis
Lineage: Eukaryota; Metazoa; Arthropoda; Insecta; Diptera; Tephritidae
Gene: lilli
Product: AF4/FMR2 family member lilli
Exons: 13
Coding region: 1075-7512 (2145 amino acids)
Biological process (GO): regulation of gene expression
Cellular component (GO): super elongation complex; nucleus
Source: RefSeq, a predicted model, not a curated record
AGAAAAUGGCGAACUUUGCUUUUCAUUUUCCAAAUUUGACAUUAAUUUUCUGUUGAAAUUAAAACGGAGAUAUUUUCUAAUUAAAAAACGAUAGGCUGUAAUAAUAUGCAGUUAUCAAAACAACAUUUAAUCAACUAAAAAUUGACAUGUGCGUUGUUUAAAAUCUAAAUAUGAAUAUGUCGUCUGCCAUUGCGUGUUGCUGAGGACUAAAGAAAAGCAACACCAUUGUGACAAAGUAUCGGCCAGUCGUAUGUAGGUACAUACUUAACAUCCGCCAACGAAUAUUGUUAUUGUUAAUUGAUUAAAGUAUUACUUUCAAAAACAAAACACCAAAAAAUCUUACCAUUCAAAUCUAAAAAGUGUAGAUUAUAUCAAAAGUUAAUGAAUUUCAAUGGGUAACCAGUCUGCGUAUCGUGAUGCGAAAAGCAACAACAAAUUUGCAAUUGUAGCUGCCAAUAAAUAUACCAGUACUUUUUUCUGACAAUCUAAUUCGAUUUGGUGUUCAGAGAUUGUGUUAACUGUGGGUGUGUGACUAAUUUUCUCAAAGAUUUAUUCGAAUAAUAUAUUUGACCGGGCCACAAUUUUUCAAAAAGGUUGAAAUUGAUGUGGAUUUAAAGAACGGCAAGUGGAGUUAUCAGGCCAAAUGCCAAUUUCGCAACUUUUUUCGAGAACAUUGAGGAAAAACCUAAUAUUUUAAUUCCAUAUAUAAAAACAUAAAUCCUAUGUAGAUUGGCAAAAUACAUUUCACCACGACCUUCAUAUACGACCUUUACUUUCUUGACAGUAGUUCUUUUAAUGAAAAAAACGUUUUCAUUGCGUUUUCAAAAACCCUUUAAACAAGUUAUUGCGAUACCUAUGAAUAUUAAAAUAAAAAACUAUUAACUUGCUGCUUUCGGGAAAGUGUAAAAUCCUUUGAAAAUAAUUUUAUUAACAUUAACUCAGACGGUGACGCCUGUAACAGCAGCAUUCAGCAGAAAAAAUAAAAGCUGUUUUUGAGAAAAUAUCUCAAAUUGAAGCAACCAUGUCUUAGUUGGGUAUGCGAGAUUUAGUAAAAAGUUUGCUAAACCCAAUGAAAUGGAUAUGAAAAAAAUUCCAAAAUCACGAAUGGAAGAUUUUGAGCGUCGUCAACAGAGGGAACGUGAAAAACAUAAACGUCAGCAAGUGCAAAGUGUCGGCCGAGAGCAUGCCCUCUUUCCAGAACCGCGUAGAGUGAACCCGUCCGAGGUAGAUGACGAUAUCACCGCCAAACUGGGCGAUCAUUCUAAAGCCAUUGAGUUUAUGACUACGGAAGGAGUUGGUGUACAACCAUCCUCCAACAAUGCCUUGCUGGUUAGUCAUUUACAAUCAAGUGCCUCGUCCUCAGCUGGCGGCAAUAAUAUCGGUAACGUCUCUAUGUCCACCAAUUUAUUGUCUUCGCAUCGUUCGUUGGCUGGUUCACAGACUCUUCAGCAGACAACGCAACAAACUCAUCAUUACCAACAACCAUUGCGUCAACAACCGUAUCUGAAGCAGCAUGAUAACAAGCUACCAUAUAACGGGCGGGGAAGUUAUUCGGUUCAGUCGGCUAAAAAUGAUUUACGACCUAGCAGUGGAAUGGCACCACCAAAAGGUCCUCCACCUUUGUUACCACCACCAUCUGGAACUAUAGGCGGCAACACUGGAAAUAACAGCAGUUUAAAUUCAACAUCUUUGCUACCACCACCAUCGAAUGGGUAUUUGGGUCCUCCUAAAUCAACAGCACCUCUACACAAUGGACGGUUUCCUAAGCCAUUGCCGAAGUCAAUAAAUGAUAUAAUCUCCAAAGUGGAUCAAACUUAUCGCGCUCCUGAGCAAAUUACUAAAAUAGCCGCAACGCCCCGUACAAGUAUCGCUGAUUACAAUCUGAAUGGGCCUAAUCGCCACAAAUAUUCAGUUGGGCCGGUACAACCUAUUUUGGGUUCGCCACCUUCCGGAGCGGAAUUAUUACAGAGUGCGGUUCCAAUGCCCAUAACACCAAUCUCAGCUCUACCCGCAACCCCUAAUCCUCAGAUCAUAUCAAGCACUUGUGGGAUAACAACUAUUAGUAGCGGUAUGCCAGCAAUAAUGUCUGGUGCUAUCCCAUCGGCUGCUAUUGGUACUGCAGUGUUAAGUUCGCCGCUUGUGACUACAGCCGUUAGACAAGGAUUGUUAUUGUCUAAGGAGUCCUUAAAACCACUAAUGGAUCAAGUUGGACCAACUUUAGAAAAACAGAACUCCACGUUGGAAAACGAUUUGGAGCUUUCAGAAUCAGAUGAUGAUCGUCGAAAACAAAGUCGUUCAGUUCAUAAUUCCAGUGAUAGUUCACCCUCAGAUUCUAGUGAGUCGGGUAGUGAAGAAUCUUCAAAGAGUGAAAACCAUCGAUCUUCACUUGCGUCGCUUCAGCAACAAUCCUCAGCCCACAAUCCAAAAUCACUUACGCAAAAUUCACUUCAGCAACAGCAACAACAGCAGCCACAACAAACGGCUCCAUCAGUUGGACGUACAGUUGCAAAUAAACUCAUAAAUGAUAAGUCAAAGAUUAUUGAACCUCUUGGUGGUAGCCGUUCAAAUAUUUAUCUAAACAGUAAUGCUCUGGGUUCGGCGGGUUCUUCCAGUUCAGGGCCGAGUUCUACGUCUUCGUCAUCCAAUAAAACUCCUUCUCCGUCAGAUUCGAGUAAAUGGAAUUUAAGUCGAUAUUUUAAUAAAAAGCCUGCCUUAGCACAAAAUGCCACUCCACCACCAGCAAAUUCGCUGGUUGUAAAUUCAAUUAAUGUGAGCAUGGAUGAACCGACUCUUUUACCAGGUGGGGCUCAAAUAAUACCUGAAGCUACACAACCCCAACCUAAUCCCACGAUCGUGAAGCACGAAAAUACCAACUAUGGAGUAGCGAAAAAGUUCUCCGCACGCAGCGACGAUGAUGAUGAAGAGAGUACUGGUCUUCGUAAUUGCGAUACACGUAGCGUGAUGUCCAAUUCAAGUGGAGCUAAAACACAUAUUAGUGGAGGUGUGCCUGCGUUUAUAAAUGAAAUAAAAAAAGAAGCUGAUGUGCUUUAUCCAAGCUCAUUGAAAGCUACUUCCUCUGGUACAACACAGGCACAUGUUCAUGUCUCAUCCCAGCAACAACAAACGCAGGUACCUCUGUUAAAUGCUGCAGAAUUUGUUGCGAUACCAACGAGCCAAAUAAAACAUGAAGUUCCUGGUUUAACAGCAGUAGCAACAUCAACUGUUGCCCCAAUGUCUUUGGCGGGUGGUACUACCACUGUCACUCCUUACAACACUUCUACCAUUAGCGGGAAUGGACAUAGGCGCACUCCUUCCGCAUCACCACAUAUGCGUAACAGUGUUUCGGCGGGCUCGGUGAAGAGGCGUGUUGGCCAGUUAUCAGCGCCAUCCAGUGAUGGACCUACAUCGAACAGUAGUGAUGAUGAAGAUGCCCUGACAACAUCUACAAGGUCUACUGUACCAACAUUGGGUCCAGGUGGCACGUUAAAAAUACCUGGUGUACCCGCAGCUAUUACAGCAUUACCACCUUCAACGUCACAGCCAUUGGCAUCAGCGCCCACAGUUCCAAACUCAAUAACGGUCUUACCCAUCAAUCCUCUAACAAAGACAGCACCUUUACGUAAGCGAAAGAAACCUCGGAAUUCGGCAACCAGCAUUACAACGCAAUUGGACUCUAGUGACGAAGAAGAUAUGACAUCAGAUUUUAAAAGUGGUGGUGUGACAGUAAGCCCAUCUGAGCUGAGAGCAGUAACUGGCCCAGGAGGAAAACUGUACUCGGAACCAACGCCGGUAGUGCCUGCAAAGAAAGGACCAGGCCGGCCACGGAAAACUGCUGGCAGUGGAAGUGGAAAGAAAACCAAUACAACUCCGAUUGCUAUCGCUUCAAAAGGUCCUAAAUUAACAGCUAGCAAAGAUGUUAAUAGUGGUGCUUUGGUUGCUAAAAAGGCCACAACAAAAAGAAGAGCCUCUCGUCAAAAUUCAAAUUCGGCUGGUAUCAUCCCGAUAAAAUUACAUUCUCAGACUACACAACCGGCGACACUAACAAGCGUUCCAAUCAUUGAUACAUCUUCGUCCGGUUCAACAUCGUAUUCAACAUCGAAAUCCUCUAGUUCGUCUUCUUCGGAAACAGAAUGUGAAGAUGGGGUUAUAAGCGGUUCAUCAUCCGGUGAUGAUAAUAAAAAUAAAGUCGCAGGUGCUACAAAAACAAAACGCAAUAUAUCGGCGCGGCCAACAGCAGCAGCAGUAACCCCAGCGUCAACAUGUUCAGUCGCAGCAAACGUAUUGCCCGCUUCUACUAGUCGCAUUAUAGUUCAAUUGAAUAGACGUAAAUCUUCACAUGAUGAUGUCCCGCCAAUAGCAAUAUCGUCAGUAAGCACCGGUGGUUCGGCCAAGAUGGCAAAUAGUGGUAAGCGAAAGAGGUCAACGUCACAUUUCACUCAGGCCGAUGAGGAGGCUGAUAGUGAUGAUGAAUCAUCAGAUUCCGGAUCUGGUUCGUACGGCAGUUCGGUCAGGAAUUAUAACGCAGGUGCAACGGCAGUUAAUUCCGUAACACAUGGUGGCAAUACCAGUGGUGGCAGUUCACAUCGCUCUCAGAAUAUGCAAUCGCCAUAUAAAGUGCCCAUUUCAGCGGCUCCUGUGUCUAGUUCGACUUCUAGUUCAAGUAGCGUGUCAUCGUCAUCAUCGAGUAGCAGCAGUGGGGAUGAACAUUUUGAUACAGAGCCUGGUGCAUCCGUUAGUAAUCGAGGCAAAAGUAAGCACAGUAAGACUGGUACGAAAGUUACUACUAAUAUCAGCAGCAGUUCCAAUAGUUCGAGACUGCGUCGUGACAAGCCCAAAGCAAGCGAUAAGAAUAAGAAUGUUACGCUUACGCGUAUUUUUAAUCCAGAAGGCGGUGCCAAAAAGCAAGGUCAGGUGCUGGUCAUCGACGAGCAGCAGCAACAAAAGUUGAUAUCUCCCAAUGCCUCUGGAUAUAGAACUACAGUGUCCGCCAGCUUAACGUUAUCUAAUAGCCAAGAGAAUCUCGUUGCAACCGCCACAGUUGUUAAUUCACAAUCACCUAGGCUAACUCCCGGUCAUAUAAAAUCACCACGUGCUUUGCCUCAACUGGCAGCAGUUGGGUCGCAUCGCACACCGGAUCGCAGUAGUCGAAAUAGUGCUGAACGGAAAGUGCAACAGCAACGCAUUAGAACGCCGUCUUGUACACCUACUCGCACUCCACCUUCAACCCGCACGCCAACACCUACACCGGCAUCAUUACUGUCAGCCCCAACGGCAUCACCUAUGAGAACAACAGCAACGUUGUUGCCUAAUUUCCCAUCCCUUUUAUGUAAAGUUGAUUUAUCUCGACUUAAACGCAUUUUACCAGAGUGGCGUACAAAUACUUAUCGGCUUUCUAAUACUACCAUAUCCCGUUGUGCCCAACACGAAGCAAUAUUAAAUGCUGAUUUGCAAGCAACAUCAACCAUAACUGGUAGCGGAAGUGGCAACAGAACACCUACAACUCCAAACUGUCCGACGGAGCGGGAACUAUCGCAUUCCAGGGAAAGUUUGGUUGGUAUUGGUGUUAGUGGAAGCAAACAAAGACUGAACACAAUGCAUUCAAAUGGCCGCCUGAGCAAUCUUUCCACAGAUGGUGGUGGUAGCGGUGGUACAACCCCCAAACCACAGCCUCAACUUACACCAAAUGGUUACAACUUAAUUACGAAUGCAUCAAAUAGUUCACCCUCUACUAAGCAGCUAUUAAAACAUGAGCAAUUAAUCAAAAAUGAACCAGGCUCUGAAUUAGAGAGUGUAUCCAUCGCGCCACAACCUAAAGCUGACGCUUACUGCAGCGAAACUAAGUUUAAAACAAGCGGCUCAGUUAAACAAGAGCUUCUACUACUUAAGCAGGACUGUAAGCCUGGUUUAACUCCACAAAUCGCUUUUGUAUCCGCUGAUAAGGAAGACGAUCGGCCUGAUGGGUCACCAACCUCACAGCAAAUGCGCGUAAACGAUAUAACUGAGCCAAAAUCGCAACGGCGCAAACGUAGCGCCAGCUCGAGUCCAUACAAAGACAAAAAGCGGAAAAAGGAUAAAAUGGACAAAUAUUCCAAAGAUGGUAAAGAUAUGAAGGAGGGGAAGGAAAGUGAUGCCGGUAGUGCUCCAUUAUUAACAAUACAAGAUAAAGAAAAGGACGUUGGGAAAUCGAUAACUGCUUUGGGAGCUAUUGAACGUGAAAUAGGAAGUAACGCUAUUAGCAGUGGUCAUGCUGGUGUAAAUGACACAUGUAGACGUGCGAUUGCUAUAAUUCCUCCACUUGGAAUGAACAACAAUGGGCAAAUGGAGAAUGAUCAUCAAAUGGAAAAUCGGCAGUUAGCUCCUACCAACCACGAUCGAUUACUGGCGGUGCGACAAAUGCAGCAACAACAGCAUCUCACUAAUGUUACGGCUUCGAAUGGCUCACAAAAUCUAGCGAACACCCAAACAGCAAGUAAUAAUUUACAUACAGUAACGACUGCAGAUAUUGGUGCUAGUAAUAUACUAGUGCCACCUGAAAAUCUAAACGCUCCAUUAGCACCACCACCGCAAGCGAUAUACCGAUCAUAUUUUGAACGCGAUGAUGAUGGACUCUGUGAUGAUAUUGGGAAAAAUUCGAAAUUCCUACAGGAAGCAGUCAAGAGAAAGCACGCGGCCGAUAGGGAACAAAAUCUAUUCAACCAAGUAACUCUGUAUUUGGAGGCUGUUAUAUAUUUUAUUCUAUCUGGAGCAGUACUAGAACUGCAUCGUAAUUCGGAGGACGCCAGUUGGGUUAUGUACAAGGAUACACUAAAUUUAAUUAAGUUUAUUUCAUCGAAGAUUAAGCAUUUGCAAGUUUCAUCUACAUCUAAUGAACUCCAUGAACCGCACAACAAAGUUGCUAUCUUAAGUUUACGUUGCCAAUCUCUAAUCUCGUUAAAACUAUAUAAAUUGAAACGAAACUAUUGUCGGAAUAUCAUCAACCACUGCGCAGAUUUUUUAAAAAGUGGUCGGGUGGAGCAUCUUAAUGGUAAUACACCUUCAUCUAACUCGCCAUCGAACUCAGUUUGUUCACAGGGCUCUGGUUCGAAUACACCUCCCGGACGGGGUAUGCGGCAAGAUAUUCAGAUCACAUUAAAUCACCAAAAUUUGUACUUCAAUUAUUUGGCUAAUUGUCACGAUUUAUGGGAUCAAGCGGAUCGACUUGUACGGCAAGGAAACCAUACUGACUUCUUUAUAGCAUUGGAUCGUGAAAAUGGACCUCUUACGCUACACACCUCCAUGUAUGAUUUGUUUCGUUAUAUACAAUCGGGUCUUAAGAAGCUGAAAAGUGCGAAUACCACCACCACGACUUCUGCGUCUACUACAACUAAUACCAGUGGAUGCAGCGAUAGUGUGACUAUAACCGACAAUGCCUCAGUGGCUCAUGUUAAUACUACUACCACACUUAGUAACACCACACCCACCAUCAACAAAAGCGCCAGCGCCAUAAGUUCGGUAACAUUGCAACCGCAGUAGUAAUGAAAUUGGUGGUAUAUGCCUUUAUAGAUUUACUUGGGUAUAUGUGCUAUUAUUUUUCCCAUUAAACAUCCAAGAAACUUCUUAAUCGCCACGGAAAAAGAACGUAGUUGCAUUUCUUAUUCUCUAACUUAGAAUUUAGGCAUUAAAAAGGCUUUCGUGCUAUAUAUAUACAUAUGUAUGUAUAUAUGUAGAUUUGGACGAGUGAGUGGCAGGCACAUCCUUGCUUGUUGGUCAUGAAGUUCAUUAGCAAAACAAAGUGUUACAGUUUAUAAUAAUAUUGUUUUUAUUAUUACAUUAUUAUUGCUAUAUACAAUUAACCCAAACAAAUUUAUCAUUAAUAACGCUUAAUUUAAAAAGAAGAAAAAAUACCUGUUUUUCCUAUUUACAUGUAAAGAACUUUUAACAUCAUAAUUCUUAGUUUAUUUAAAGUUCUUCAUUUUGCAAAGGUGUAUAUAUAGAGGAAAUUAAUAAAAAAUAUUAAAGAUAUCACACGUUUUGUAAAUAUUUAGCUUGCAAUGAAGCAAAUGUUAUUACAAUCAUUACUUUAUUUCUGUUUUAAUUAUUUUAAUUUAUUUAUACAAGGGGAUACAAACCACGGUUAGAAAUUUGGCGGAAAUUAUAAUUGUUUAUUUUAUUGCAUGAAAUUGUACUCAAAUACAAGUUUUGAGGAUUUUUUGAAUUUCUCAUAUUACAAUAAGAAAUAUAUAUAGUUCAAUGAUAUAUAUUUUUCACAUCACACACUUACAUAUAUGUCUUGUUUAUAGUUACAACCCUCGGGUAACAUGAUUUUGGAUUUAAAAUUAUUAACUUUUAAAAAAUGGUUGCUGGUCCUUGGGUCGCAUGUGAUAAAUAAAAGAACACAUUUAUUUAAAGAAUAUGUUUACAAACAGACUAAAAAUAACUUUACAAAAUCGAUAAUUAUUGAUUUAAUAAUUUUUGCCAAACUAUAGUUAAUCUUAUUUUAUUAUAAGAGAAUAUAUUUUGUUUAUUUUGCUAUCUUUCGAAACACCAUAUUUUUAAAUGACAUGUACGCACGAUUAAAAAUAUAAGAUGACGAUUAGUAAAAAUAAAUUUAAGUAUGUUACCAACGUGCCUAUGCGGUCCAGCAAUCGAAAUAUUUAUUUAGAUUGGAGAAAUAUAGAAAUAUAUGGAAUUAAGAAAUAAAAUUGCCAAAAUAAUUUACAUGUUCUCAUCAAA